This is a messenger RNA of Haliotis rubra (blacklip abalone), 420 nucleotides long. Its product is annotated as extensin-like. The transcript has a single exon. NCBI's taxonomy places the organism in Eukaryota, Metazoa, Mollusca, Gastropoda, Lepetellida, Haliotidae. The record is from RefSeq and is a predicted model, not a curated record. Bases 1 to 420 code for a protein of 139 amino acids.
AUGCCCACAACCUCCAACACUACCAAUACCAACCACCUCCAACACUACCAAUACCAACCACCUCCAACACCACCCAUGAUCAGCACCUCUAACACCCACAAUACCCACCACCUCCAACACUACCAAUACCAACCACCUCCAACACUACCAAUACCAACCACCUCCAACACAAAUAAUGCCCACAACCUCCAACACUACCAAUACCAACCACCUCCAACACUACCAAUACCAACCACCUCCAACACUACCAAUACCAACCACCUCCAAAACUACCAAUACCAACCACCUCCAACACCACCAAUACCCACCACCUCCAACACCAACAAUACCCACCACCUCCAACACUACCAAUACCAACCACCUCCAACACCAAUAAUGCCCACAACCUCCAACACUACCACCAAUACCAACCACCUCUAA